GAAAUGUGAAGAAGUGUAAGCAGCUCCUUCAGAAAGCUGUGGAGUGCUCUGCUGUUCCACUAGAAAUGUUGGAAACUGCUCUACAAAACUUUCAUUUACAAAAAAAGCAGUUGCUUCCAGAUGAGGAGAAGGAGAACUUCGCAGUAUCAAGUACACAAGAGUCUGGACUUCAGAGCAUAGCUGGAAAUCACAGAAGCCUAAAAAGGAAUGAUUCUGGUGAAAAUUCUUCUACUGUUACCAGACUUUUUCUUGGGGAGGAGAAGUCACAGGAACUUGAUGCUCUAGUUAAUUACCCCAAUCCAUUUAGACCACUAAACAAAUCUAACCAGGCCUGCCCCUUUGGGAGGGUUCCUGUUAAACUAGUAACUGAUGCUGGUGAUGAUGUGACAAAGACAGAUGUCCCACUUACAGCUAGUGUUAUGAAGAGGCAACUAUCCAGCUCCAAAUGUACAGCCUUCGUUUCACCUUUUCCACUAUCAGAACCAAAAUCUAGUGGGGGUGAUUCAUACGACCUGGGAGACUUACAGUCCUUACAAGAAAAAAAUUCUUUACAGUUGCAGAUGUUGGAUGAGAACAGCUUAGAAACUGCUACCAAUUCAACUGUAACUCUCAAAGCCAAAAUGGAUACAAGUCUUGCAAUGAAAAGAGAAGAAAAAGUCCAGCAUCAGAAGCUGAAGAUACCAGAGCCAAGGAGUCUGGAAAGUCAACAACAACAAUCUAGUUCUGGUAAAAGCUUUAGAAAUCAGUUGGAUCAGAUUAAACUAAACGGUGUUAAUGCCAGCAAAAAAUGGCCAAGUCAAGAAAUGACACAGAAAAGCUGCUAUAGAGAGGUAAACCUUGAACAAUCUGGUCAUCCUGUUUCAAGAGGUUUGUCACCACCAGAUGCUGUUUCUAAGAAAAGUGAUCCAUCACAUGUUUGUGGAACACCAAGCACCACAUGUAAUGACUAUAUGGACUGUUUCAGAACACCAGUUGUAAAGAACAACUUUCUACCCGGAUGUCAAAUUUCUACUCCCUACAGCCAGCUUCCAUAUUUCCUACCGCAUACUCCAGCAACUCCAUUUCAAAAUCAAGUUGGUUUGCAGGUUCCAGCUCCUAUACCUUCACAUGAAUGUCUUGCCAUCAAAGGAAGAGUUUAUACAAUAUUAAAGCAAAUAGGUAGUGGAGGCUCAAGUAAGGUGUUUCAAGUAUUGGAUGAAAAGAAGCAGCUGUAUGCUGUCAAAUAUGUGAAUCUAGAAGAAGCUGAUCAACAGACUGUUGAGAGCUAUAAGAAUGAAAUUGCUCAUUUGAGUAAACUGCAGCAACAUAGUGAUAAGAUCAUCCGCCUUUAUGGCUAUGAAAUUACUGAUCAUCAUAUCUACAUGGUAAUGGAGUGUGGAAAUAUUGAUCUCAAUAGCUGGCUCAAAAAGAAGAAAAACAUUGAUCCAUUGGAACGAAAGAGCUAUUGGAAAAAUAUGCUGGAAGCUGUUCACACAAUCCAUGAAUAUGGCAUUAUUCACAGUGAUCUGAAACCAGCAAACUUUCUGAUAGUUGAUGGAAUGUUAAAACUAAUUGACUUUGGCAUUGCAAACCAAAUGCAGCCAGAUGUGACAAGCAUCGUUAAAGAUUCUCAGGGAGGCACAAUGAAUUAUAUGCCACCUGAAGCAAUAAAAGAUAUGUCUUCCUAUGGAGAAAAUGGGAAAUCUCGAUCUAAGAUAAGUCCCAAAAGUGAUGUCUGGUCAUUGGGAUGCAUUUUGUACUGUAUGACAUAUGGAAGGACUCCAUUUCAACAUAUAACAAACCAAAUUAAUAAACUGCAUGCUAUCGUUGAUGCUAGUUAUGAAAUAGAAUUUCCAGAUAUUGCCGAGAAGGAUCUUCAAGAUGUGCUAAAGCGCUGUUUAAUAAGAAAUCCUAAACAAAGAAUAUCUGUUUCGGAGUUGCUGAUACAUCCCUACGUUCAAAUUCAAAGUAAUUGUCAAACAGGUGUUCCAAGUGCAAAAGGAACAACAGAGGAAAUGAAACGUAUCCUUGGCCAGCUAGUUGGCUUGAAUUCUCCCAACUCUAUUUCUAGAGCUGCUAGGACUUUAUAUGAACAGUGCAACAGUGGUAAAAGUCUUGAUGUAUCAGCAUUUGCAAAACUUGGGAGUCAAAAAUCAUGGACAACAAAAUGA
This is a messenger RNA of Pelecanus crispus (Dalmatian pelican), 2150 nucleotides long. The record is from RefSeq and is a predicted model, not a curated record. Lineage: Eukaryota; Metazoa; Chordata; Aves; Pelecaniformes; Pelecanidae.